AUGGCGGUGGAGGCGGCGGUGGCGUGGUAUGAAGAGUUGCGAGAGGUCGAGCGCCUCGAGCAGUCCAUGCAUAAGCAGAUAGGGUCCAUCUCCAAGAAGUUGAUGAUGGUCAAGGAUUUGUCAGAGGCGGAGGUGGCCAAGCUCAAGGAAGAGCGCACGUUCGUGCAAAAGGAGAUUCUGCGGCUCGACCUUGAGAUGCCGCCGAGGCCGGAUUUCUCAGGCAUGACCGAGGCCGAGCGAGCGGCGACGGCGGAGAGGCUGAGGAGAGACGAGCUGACCUGUGCGCUCCGCCUUACGCAAGAGCGCGACCCCAGGGGUCGGGCGAUGGAGGCCUUUGCUCGCAUCGUCGACUUCGAUCCCAAGCAGGGGGGCCGCUACUACAACCGGUACACCCUCGUCGACCUCACCAAAUUCGACCUCGAUGAAGAGUCAUCCAUUGGUCCGAUGAGAUAUAUCGACUCCCCCUACAAAAAAGAGAGCGACUUUCUCUGGCUGUGUAGGGCUGUAAACUUCCUGUCCGUCAAGAUACGCUGUUUGGAUGUUGGCUACCCAAUCUGUGUCUAUGGCACUAUCAUUGUCAGGGACAGUGUCGAUGUGAGAUGUGUUUAUCACUUCCGCCGCGACAGUGACAAUUGCCAACUCAUCAAUUCUGAGGCUGAAUCAUUGAUCUUGACGGGGCCGAAACGUGGCCUCGCAUUGACUGGAGAUAUCUAUGUGGAGACUGAUCUGAAGGUGAAGGAUGAUCUAGUACAGGACAGAGAACUUAGUAAAGGACUCAUAAGCAUCAGGAGCGCAUCAACUGGUCCAUCGGUGACGGGAUACACGUUGCAGACCAAAUCUCUUGCUACCAGGCUCAGUACUGUGGAUGUGACUUAUACAGUCGUGGAUCGUGCACUGGAGGGAACUAUUGCAGUUGAAGUUCUGCAGGGAGGUUUUCAUGGCAAAAUCACUGCCUACACUGCCAACAUGCAGUACAAGCUUGUGCUUUAUGAUAGCAAAGAGGCUGAUGCGAUGACUGUUGACGAUUGUGGAGUUCUCGAGCUUAUGCGACCUGUUGUAUCUGUCUAUGUGAAGGAUUUGCUGAUGAUUGCUGCCCAGACCAGUGAUGGUAAAUCUGAGCGCAUAGUAUUCACUCCAAGGAUCAACGCCAGAGAUGAACGCCCACUUGCUGUUGGUGCAACCAAGUUGCGGGUGAAGCUUUCUUGGUCAGUAAUGAACCCCUGA
Molecule: messenger RNA, 1224 nt
Organism: Miscanthus lutarioriparius
Lineage: Eukaryota; Viridiplantae; Streptophyta; Magnoliopsida; Poales; Poaceae
Source: the annotation of a GenBank genome assembly